Messenger RNA from Cyanistes caeruleus (blue tit), 2405 nucleotides. The record is from RefSeq and is a predicted model, not a curated record. NCBI's taxonomy places the organism in Eukaryota, Metazoa, Chordata, Aves, Passeriformes, Paridae.
UCGGGCGCGUCCCUGAGCCGCGGUUGUCCCUCGGCAGGGAAAGGGCUUGUUCGCCACCAGAAACAUUCGCAAAGGGGAAACAGUCUUCGUGGAGAGGCCGGUGGUGUCAUCCCAGUUCCUCUGGAAUGCCCUGUACAACUACCGAGCCUGUGAUCACUGUCUGCGGGCGCUGGAGACGGCGGAGGAGAACGCCCAGCGCCUGCUGGGGAAGAGCUCUCUGGUGCUGCCUCACCCGGAGCAGUGCAGCAUCCGGAAAGACCUGCACCAGCAGUGUCCCCGCUGCCAGGUGAUGUACUGCAGUGCAGAAUGCAGGCAGGCAGCUCUGGAGCAGUACCACCAGGUCCUCUGCCUCGGCCCGUCCCGCGACGACCCCACGCACCCCCUCAACAAGCUGCAGGAGGCAUGGAGGAACAUGCACUACCCCCCAGAGACUUCCAGCAUCAUGCUGAUGGCCAGGAUGGUCGCCACCAUCAAGCAGGCUAAGGACAAGGAGUGGUGGAUCAAGGCCUUCUCCCAGUUCUGCAGCAAGACAGCAAAUGAAGAAGAGGAGAUUGUGCACAAGCUGCUGGGGGACAAAUUUAAGGGCCAGCUGGAGCUGCUGCGGCUGCUCUUCACCGAAGCCCUUUAUGACGAAUAUCUCAGCAGGUGGUUCACUCCAGAAGGAUUUCGAUCCCUCUUUGCCCUCGUGGGGACCAAUGGCCAGGGCAUAGGAACCAGCUCCCUGAGCCAGUGGGUGCACGCGUGUGAUGCACUGGAUCUGCCCAUGCUGCAGCGGGAGGAGCUGGAUGCCUUCAUUGACCAGCUCUACAAGGACAUUGAGAAGGAGUCGGGAGAGUUCCUCAACUGCGAGGGCUCAGGGCUCUACGUGCUGCAGAGCUGCUGUAACCACAGCUGCAUCCCCAACGCUGAGACAUCCUUCCCAGAAAACAACUUCCUCCUGCAUCUCACUGCUCUGGAGGACAUCGAAGCAGGAGAGGAAAUCUGCAUCAGUUACUUAGACUGCUGUCAGAGGGAGCGGAGCAGACACAGCCGCAACAAGAUACUCAGGGAGAACUACUUGUUUACCUGCUCGUGUCCCAAGUGCCUCGCGCAAGCCGACGAUGCCGACGUGACAUCGGACGAAGAGGAGGAGGGCGAAGGAGAGACGGACGAUGCGGAGCUGGAGGAUGAGAUGACUGAUGUGUGAUCCUGGCCCCAGAGGAGAGGGAAGGGAGGGGCCUGGAGGUUCCUCCAAGAGGCAGCAGCUUUAAUACUAGAACAGGCUUGUGUUGUGGGGUCGGGCGGGCGCCGUGCCGGAGCGGGGCGGCCGGGAGCCGGAGGCAGGCCCUGCUCCCGCCUGUCCGUGUUGUCCCUGUGUGUGUGUGUGUGUGUGUGUGUGUGUGUGUGUGUCAGGCUGUCCCUGUCCUCCCUGUGAGGACAAGCUGUGAGCCAGCAGCCCUCCACCACAUCCCAGUUCCCAGCAGGGCUGGCUGGAGGAGAGUGGGGUCAGCCAGCCCCGGGCACCCGCGAGGUCGCUCCGCUGUGUCUGUGCAGGCUGUGCAUGCGGAGGAGCUUGUCCUCCCCACCCUGCAGGGACGAGGGGAACGCGUGUUGUGUGUGUGUCCGUGUGUCUGUGCACGAGGGUACUAUUUAAUGUCUAUAUUAGCACUAUCUACACACCAUGGAGCUGGGGCCCUUAUAUAUCCUGCAUUCCACGCCUUGGCCAGCAGUGAGGGGCAGGAGGAUCGUGCAGGGAACGCCCUGGAGGGUGGCCCAGAGCUGGAGUCCAGCAGGGAGCACAGAGCUGACCCUGCAGGCACCUCCUUCCUUGCUCAGCCCAUCCUCCCCAUGACGGAGCCCUGGGCAGCGCCUGCAGGACCGUUUGGGGAUGGAGAACGGCCAGGAGCUGACAUGGGCUGUGGUGCCAGCCCAAACCCAGAAGACACUUUGGGAUUUGCAGGGAGGGAGUUGUCCCUCCCUCCCUCCAGCUGUGGGACAGGGAUGUGCCCGUGCCUGGGGAUGCAGCGUGUGCCAGGUGCUUCCCUGCACCCAGUGCCACCACAUGGAGACGUGCCUGUGCAGUGGCCCCACUGGAUGUGUGUCCCCUUGUCAUCCAUCCCCUGCUGCCACCCUCAAGGCCACAGCACGUGGCGCUGUCCCUGUGUGCAGACAUGUGGCUGGAGGGACAGCACGGCUCCAAGUGACGCACAGGCAGCAGCUCAGGGAUGCAGCCGGGGUUAUUUCCUUCCUCUGUGGAUUUUGGGGAGCUGUUUUCCUGCUGCUGUGCCCGUGGCAGCUGGACUGUGGGACCGAGGGUGGCACACCCGUGACACUGCCAGCCCCGCCUCCCGCUGCUUGUCCCCGGCCGUCCCGGGGCCGCAUUCCCUUCAGUGUUCGUAAUAAACCGAGACUGGUGACAGCUGGGA